CUCUUUUCCUGUGACUUUCAUGUUGAAAUUCCAUGGCACGUUCAGUGGCGUCACGGCGCUGGCACUGGCGUUGGCGGAGGAGGAGUGCCAUGGCGUCCUAGCAGGCCCCGAGUGCUGCGAAGUGGAGGAUUUGGAGGAUCACCAGAUCCUCCAGAAGCCUUGGCGCGACCAGAUCCUCCAGGACAACAUGGUGAAGUUUGGGAAGGUGGGCGGCGAUGGGAGCCACCGCUACGAGUCAUCGCUGAACCCCGCGCUGUGUGAACGAGACCUGCAAGAUCUCAGGGCAGAGAACCCCAACUUCUUUGCACCCCGAGGGCACGCAGCGCGGCGGGAGGCCUUCGAGGCGUGUGCCCGGCGGAACGCACGUUUGGUGGAACUCCACGUGGAUUUGGAGAUGGCAGGAGAUUGCAGCAUGCAUUAUGUGGGCGAUUUCUGCUCUCCCUUCUCGUGCGCCGUGGUCUACGAGAAAUGGAUUCUAUCGGCUCAAUACUUCAUUGAGAACUUUCCACAAUGUGCCACCUUCGCCUUGCAGCCUUGCAUUUGGCAGAACGCUGCCCAGAUGCAUCGAGUCUCUUCACUGCAACAGCUACCAGAACUCUUCGAGGCACUGGAGCUCACCCUCGACACCGACCUCGAGCGGGACAAAGAGGUCCAGACUCUCUUGACCACCUUGGAGAAUCUCUCCGACGACCUGCUGCCGUGGCCGCUGCUGCGGCCCUUUGCCGAUGCUGCGGCCCUUGGGCGAAAGCGGCUGAGGCUGUCGCGGCCACCGCAGAAGCUGCUGGAGAGCGGCAUCCCUGUGAUCCUCGACCUUCUAGCGCCUGCCAUCCAAACGUUGCUGUGCGAAGAGAUGGGCUGCCAGCCCUUCCUCGACGAGAGCUUGCUCGCAGGUGCCACACGUCUUCGGCCGCGCUGGCGCGAGCUGGGCUCCCUCUGCGCAGCUGGACAGUUCCAGCGUGCGGCAGAACUUGAACGACGUUAUGCGGGCGAGACAGAGCGCUGGGUGGCUGCCUUGGCACAGCUAGGUCAUGAUGUUCCUCCAGACUUCUUGCUGUCCUUCCAGGAGCUUUGCAACCUUCUGGGCCGUAGUCAUGCCUCUCCCACGAGAUCCCCGCUUUCACGCGACAUCUGCGGGGAGUCGACCGUGCCGGCGGUGGAACCCACUGGUUGCAGUUGCAGGGCGGAGCCCGUGCACUGCUUUCAGCCCCGUGCACGUCUUUGGGGGCGACGGGUGCGGCGCGCUGUGGUGGCCGCCUUUGAUCUGCAGAUACCACUGGAUGAACCUUACAGGACCUGGGGAGUGCAUGAUGCACCCUUGGACUUCUUGAUGAACUUUGAUCUCAGCCUCACACCAGGCGAAACUGACCGUGUGCUCUUGCUGCCCCCGGCACAUCUGGCACUCUACCCGCUGACCACACGCACUCGCCGAAGGCUACAAGGUGCCAAGGUGAAGGUCAUUGAGGUCCCAUGGAUUGAGCCUCCAGGCGUCUCGCCCACGGUGGCUCAGCGCAACCAGGAGAACCACUUCGGAAACAGGGAGUACAUCCGUUUGCACGCGAUGAAUCUGGACUAUGACGUCGUGGUCUACUUGGACACCGACGUGCGGAUUGUUGGGGAUUUGAACCCCAUUUUUGAAGAAGGCCAAGACCUCUUCGUGUCCACCGGCAGCACGGUGGCGCCCUUGGACGGCGGCUUCUUCGCGGUACGACCCAGUGGAGCCUUGUUCCGAGCCAUGCUCGAUGUCUUGCGCACGGUGCACUACGACCGUGAAACGGGCUGGAACAGGAUGGGCCAUGGCUACAGCUUGGCACUUGGACGCGCGGAGGGAAAUUAUCCCGCUGGCCCACAAGGAUUUCUGUAUCAUUUCUUCUACAUGGCCGAUCCAGCAGUCGACUUGGCACUGAAGCGGAAUGGUGCAGUUCGCCCUCGAAGUGCGCAGGUGGAUUCCUGCCACUCGUGGACCACCCGUGGAAUUCUGCGGGCGGAAGAGGGUCAGUGGAAUUACAACAGUUUCCAUGGAAGCUUCAAGUGGAGAUACUUGGACGAAAGCAGCUACUUCGCGGCCAUGCCCGAAGAGUGGCGCCGACAGGUGGAAUCGUUUCAUCGUCGAGUAACCUGGACCUUUCCCUGCGACUUCACCGUGAAAAAGCCCGUGCUGGUGCACCACAUGGACGAAGCCAUCGAAGGCUACUUGGAACACCUACAGCAGCAACAUCCGAAUCAGACCACAGUGCUCCUGCCGCGAAAAGAUACCUGCGCAAUUGUCAUGGAUCGCCUCAAGCGGCUUUGGCAACACCUGGUGCCGGCCGCCGUGGGCGGAGAGGGCUCCUCCUCCUCCAGCACCUCAGCGCCUCGGAAGGUGUGGUAUGCACCAUACAAGUUCGAGGCCUACGGCGAAGAGGAGAUCGCCGCUGUGACCGCAGCCCUGAGGGAUGGCUGGUUGGCCCCUGGCCCACGCACCGAUGAGUUCGAGGCAAAGGUCUCUGAGCUCUUUGGAAAGCGCUUUGGCGUGAUGGUGAACUCCGGAAGCUCUGGGAACAUUAUUGGCUUGGCAGCCUUAGGCUUGCAGCGAGGCGACGAGGUCAUCACGCCAGCAUGCACCUUCGCCACCUGCAUCGCGCCCAUGGAGCAGCUGGGGUUGACGCCGGUCUUCAUAGACGUGAUCCCCAACCGCUAUGUGCCUAGCGUCGAAAUGGUCUUAGCAGCUGUGACCCCGAAGACAAAGUGCAUCUUCAUCCCCAACCUGGCCGGUAGCAAGAUCGACUGGGCAGAGUUGAGGAGACGAGUGCCAGAUCACAUUUGGCUUUUUGAGGACUCCUGUGACACCAUCACCUAUACCGCGGAGUCCGAUGUUUCUGUGAUCUCCUUCUACGCCUCCCACAUCAUCACUGCCGGUGGAUUGGGUGGCUGUGUGAUGUUCAAUGAUGAGGCGCUCAAGAGGAAGGCGCUGAUGUUUAGGGAUUGGGGCCGGAUCGGCAACAACUCGGAGGACAUGUCUGAACGUUUUGGGCAUAGCGUCGAUGGCAUUGAGUAUGACUUCAAGUUCCUUUAUGGUUGUGUAGGUUGGAACAUGAAGGCCUGCGAGAUGAAUGCAGCCUUCGGCCUGGCACAGCUGAAGAAGUUGGAGCACUUCAAGGCCAUCCGCCGAAGAAACAUCGCGAGAUAUUGUGAAAACUUGCGGAAGGCGCAGACACGCUAUGUCCUUCCUCAUGAAGCUCACCAAUAUGACUGGUUAGCUAUGCCGCUGCUCUAUCACGACCGCAAAGGUGUUUUGCGGUACCUGGAGAGCAACGAAGUGCAGAUUCGGGUGUUCUUUGCAGGGAACAUCACGCGGCAUCCAGCUUAUCGGCACUACCUGCAAGCCUUCCCUGGCGCCGAUCGAGUCAUGAAGGAGGGUUUUCUCAUCGGAGCUCACCAUGGCCUUGAGCUCUCGGACGUGGAUCGAGUGUGCGAGCUGUUGAUCAUGAUUUCUAUGCUCCGAGGAAUGGCGACCUCCUGUCUGGGAAGACUGUUGAGUCCAAGGCCUGGACGUGGGAGGAUCGCGAUUCUGUGA
This is a messenger RNA of Durusdinium trenchii, 3553 nucleotides long. The record is from the annotation of a GenBank genome assembly. NCBI's taxonomy places the organism in Eukaryota, Dinophyceae, Suessiales, Symbiodiniaceae.